GGAUCCGGAGCCGCGGGUGGCAGCAGCAGAAACGAUGAGGAGGAAGAUUUAGAAAUUGGCCUGAAGGAGGGACCCUCCCUCUGGCGCGGCAUGCGAUGUUAAUUCUGGGGCAUUGAUGUUUUACAAUGCCUGAUCAAGACAAAAAGGUGAAGACCACAGAAAAAUCAACUGAUAAAAAACAACAAGGAAUCACCACCAGGGACUAUUCAGAUCUUAAAAGACUUCGUUGCCUUUUGAACGUCCAGUCAAGCAAACAACAGCUUCCAGCCAUUAACUUCGAUAGUGCCCAAAAUAGCAUGACGAAGACUGAGCACAUCAUCAAGGUGGGUGGACACAGAGCCCGAAGUCAGUGGCAUGAGUCCACAGAAGCUGUUGAACUUGAAAAUUUUAGUAUAAACUACAAGAAUGAGAGAAACUUCAGCAAACAUCCCCAGCAUAAACUAUUUCAGGAGAUCUUUACAGCCUUGGUGAAAAAUAGACUCAUCUGCAGAGAGUGGGUUCAUCGAGCCCCAUCUAUUCACUUUCUGAGAGUGUUAAUCUGUCUGAGACUACUAAUGAGGGAUCCAUGUUAUCAGGAAAUACUCCAUAGCUUGGGUGGAAUUGAAAACCUAGCUCAGUACAUGGAGAUUGUGGCCAAUGAGUACCUAGGCUAUGGAGAGGAGCCGCACAGUGUGGACAAGCUGGUCAACAUGACGUAUAUUUUUCAAAAACUUGCUGCUGUCAAAGACCAAAGAGAAUGGGUCACCACAAGCGGAGCACAUAAGACAUUAGUAAAUUUACUUGGUGCCCGAGAUACUAAUGUUUUGUUGGGUGCCCUUCUGGCUCUGGCUAGUUUAGCUGAAAGUCCAGAAUGUAGGGAGAAGAUAAGUGAACUCAACAUUGUAGAAAAUCUGCUGAUGAUUUUGCAUGAAUAUGACUUGCUUUCCAAAAGAUUAACUGCGGAGUUACUGCGCCUGCUUUGUGCCGAACCCCAGGUGAAAGAGCAGGUGAAGCUCUAUGAAGGGAUACCCGUCCUCCUUAGUCUGCUCCACUCUGACCACCUGAAGCUGCUCUGGAGUGUUGUCUGGAUUCUGGUUCAGGUUUGUGAGGACCCUGAGACCAGUGUGGAAAUUCGCAUUUGGGGAGGCAUCAAGCAGCUUCUUCAUAUUUUACGAGGAGACAGAAAUUUUGUUUCCGAUCGUUCUUCCAUUGGCAGCCUGUCUAGUGCAAAUGCAGCAGGCAGAAUCCAGCAGCUUCAUUUGUCAGAAAAUUUAAGCCCUCGGGAAAUACAAGAAAAUAUUUUUUCUCUUCAAGCAGCCUGCUGUGCCGCCCUCACCGAGCUGGUGCUCAACGACACCAACGCCCACCAGGUGGUCCAGGAAAAUGGUGUAUAUACAAUAGCAAAAUUAAUUUUACCAAACAAACAAAAGAAUGCAGCAAAAACGAAUCUAUUACAGUGUUAUGCGUUCAGAGCCUUGAGGUUUCUCUUCAGUAUGGAAAGAAACAGACCACUCUUUAAAAGACUUUUCCCCACCGACUUGUUUGAGAUCUUCAUCGAUAUAGGACAUUAUGUUCGUGAUAUCAGUGCUUAUGAAGAAUUGGUAUCAAAGUUGAAUUUGUUAGUGGAGGAUGAACUGAAGCAAAUUGCUGAAAAUCUUGAAAGCAUUAAUCAGAAUAAAGCUCCUUCGAAAUACAUAGGCAACUAUGCGAUUUUGGAUCAUCUUGGAAGUGGAGCUUUUGGCUGUGUCUACAAGGUUAGAAAGCGUAGUGGUCAAAAUCUUUUAGCAAUGAAAGAGGUCAAUUUACACAACCCAGCAUUUGGAAAGGAUAAAAAAGAUCGAGACAGCAGUGUAAAGAAUAUUGUUUCUGAAUUAACCAUAAUUAAAGAGCAGCUCUAUCAUCCCAAUGUUGUGCGCUAUUACAAAACAUUUCUGGAAAAUGAUAGGUUGUAUAUAGUUAUGGAGCUUAUAGAAGGGGUCCCUCUUGGAGAACAUUUCAGUUCUUUAAAGGAAAAACAGCAUCAUUUUGUUGAAGAAAGACUAUGGAAAAUAUUUAUACAGCUGUGCUUAGCUCUCCGGUACUUACACAAGGAGAAGAGGAUUGUGCAUAGAGAUCUGACACCAAACAACAUUAUGUUGGGGGAUAAGGACAAAGUAACAGUUACUGACUUUGGGCUGGCAAAGCAAAAACAAGAAAACAGUAAACUCACUUCUGUUGUUGGAACAAUCCUGUAUUCCUGCCCUGAGGUACUGAAGAGUGAGCCGUAUGGGGAGAAGGCUGAUGUCUGGGCGGCCGGCUGCAUCCUUUAUCAGAUGGCAACUCUGAAUCCUCCCUUCUAUAGCACCAACAUGCUCUCCCUGGCUACAAAAAUAGUGGAGGCGGUUUAUGAACCAGUGCCAGAAGGCAUCUACUCUGAGAAAGUGACAGAUACCAUCAGCAGGUGCCUCACUCCUGAUGCAGAAGCCCGCCCAGAUAUCAUAGAAGUCAGCUCGAUGAUAUCAGACGUCAUGAUGAAGUAUUUAGAUAACUUGUCUACAUCUCAGCUGGCUUUGGAGAAGAAGCUGGAACGGGAACGGAAGCGCACACAGAGGUACUUUAUGGAAGCCAACCGGAAUGCUGUCACAUGUCACCAUGAGCUGGCUCUGUUAUGUCAUGAGACCUUUGAGAAGGCAAGCCUGAGUAGUAACAGCAGUGGGGCCGCCAGCCUGAAAAGCGACCUUUCAGAAAGCGCAGACCUGCCCCCCGAGGGCUUCCAGGCCCCCUGCGGUAAGGAUGAAGACGGGGCCUGUGAUGACAUCCUGUCAGAGGAGAACUUAAACUCGGAGAAUAUUGAGAAAGAUAUGUACUCAGAGCUAGAUGAUGAACUGGACAUUUCGGACAACUCCAGCAGCUCCAGUUCGAGCCCUUUAAAAGAAUCUACAUUCAGCAUUUUAAAGAGAAGUUUUAGUGCCUCAGGAAGAGAAAGACAAUCCCAAACAAGGGACUUCAGUGGUGGAAUAGGAUCCAGACCAAGACCAGCUUUGCUGCCUCUUGACCUGCUUCUGAAAGUACCACCCCUCAUGCUCAGGGCCCACGUUAAGGAGCUAGAGGCCGAGUUAGUGACGGGGUGGCAGUCCCAUAGCCUUCCCGCUGUGAUUCUUCGCAAUCUCAAAGAUCAUGGGCCACAGAUGAGCACAUUCUUGUGGCAAGCAUCUGCAGGGAUUGCUGUGUCCCAGAGGAAAGUACGACAGAUCAGUGAUCCUAUUCAGCAGAUCUUAAUUCAGCUGCACAAAAUCAUCUACAUCACACAGCUUCCUCCAGCUUUGCACCACAAUUUGAAAAGAAGGGUUAUAGAGAGAUUCAAGAAAUCCCUCUUCAGCCAGCAGAGUAACCCUUGCAAUUUGAAAUCUGAAAUUAAAAAGUUAUCUCAGGGAUCUCCAGAACCGAUUGAGCCCAACUUUUUCACAGCAGAUUACCAUUCAUUACGUCAUUUAUCAGCUGGAAACAGCCUGUCCCCAGAUGACCCGACAGGUUUACAUACCAGCUCUGAUUUGGAGGAGGGAAUAACAUAUGAGCAGAUGCAGACUGUGAUUGAAGAAGUCCUAGAGGAAAGUGGUUAUUACAACUUUACAUCUAACAGAUAUCACUCCUAUCCAUGGGGGACCAAGAAUCACCCAACCAAAAGAUGAAAACCCUUCAUUUUGAACAGACUUUGUUUUCCUAGUGAAGUUCAAGUUCUGGACUUCAGCUCCACCAAAUGCCCAAGGAUUGGGAGCUGCUGGAAGGGUGUG
Molecule: messenger RNA, 3749 nt
Organism: Neomonachus schauinslandi (Hawaiian monk seal)
Lineage: Eukaryota; Metazoa; Chordata; Mammalia; Carnivora; Phocidae
Gene: NEK10
Product: NIMA related kinase 10
Exons: 38
Coding region: 126-3647 (1173 amino acids)
Biological process (GO): protein phosphorylation
Molecular function (GO): protein serine/threonine kinase activity; ATP binding
Source: RefSeq, a predicted model, not a curated record